Molecule: messenger RNA, 8846 nt
Organism: Anolis carolinensis (green anole)
Lineage: Eukaryota; Metazoa; Chordata; Lepidosauria; Squamata; Anolidae
Gene: ankrd26
Product: ankyrin repeat domain containing 26
Exons: 40
Coding region: 181-7908 (2575 amino acids)
Molecular function (GO): protein binding
Source: RefSeq, a predicted model, not a curated record
UUGAAGGCGCAUGCGUAGUACCGCUUUGAGGGAAGCCGUUGCCGUGGCUGCCGUGGGACCAGGCGAGGCUCUCUCUGCUCGCGCCCCUCUCGCCUUUUGCAGGAGCCUUCGGGCGCGCAUGACACCUUCCUCCGGCAAGAGGACACUUUCGGCCCUGGCUGAGGGAGAAGGAGGAGGAGGAUGAAGAAGAUGAAGAAGAUGCUGGGGUUGGGGAAGAAACGGAGGGAGCCGCCGGAGCCGCUGCCCCUGGGCCAUGCGUGGGCGGGCUCGCGGCUGGGCUUAGCGGGAGGCCUCUACAAGGUCCGGAGCAAAGAGCUGCCCAGGCUGCACCGGGCCGCCGCCGAAGGGGACCUGGUUGAAGUGCGGCAUCUCCUGCGGAGGCACCACGACCCGGACGAGAGGGACAAGAGUGACAGAACACCUUUGCAUUUUGCCUGCGCCAAUGGAUGCAUAGAUGUUGUUACUUUUUUAGUAAGCAACCAAUGCCAACUAGAUCUCUACGAUAGUGAUACAAGAACUCCAUUAAUGAAGGCUGUGCAGUGCCAGCAAGAUUUAUGUGCAAUUUACCUGCUUGAGCAAGGAGCAGACCCUGACCUUGUGGAUGCAUACAGUAACACUGCCCUCCACUUUGCUGCCUUUAAUUCUAGCAUAUCAAUAGCAAAGCAUCUCCUUGAAUAUAAUGCCAAUGUUGAAGCACAGAAUAAGGAUGGGAACACACCUUUGAUUGUGGCUGUAACUGAAAAUAAUCGAGAAAUGGUAGAGUUUCUUCUAAAACAAGGAGCAUCUGUGCAUGCCACUGACAAUUCAGGAAGAACGCCGUUGUUGAUUGCUACCUCUAAUAAAAAACGUGAUUUAACAAAUAUUCUCCUCUUUCAUGGGUCAGAUGUUUCCCAUAAAGAUGAAAGUGGAUGGUCAGCGCGGGAUUAUGCUCUACUUAGCGAUGAUCCUAUUCUUCUUCAAUAUAUAGCUGAUUAUUCCAGGCAGAGAGAUAAAGAAGAAAAGUCUCUUGAUGAGCCAAAUAUUCUGUCUAUAUUGAGCAGAUCAGGCAAAAUGAAAAAUGCUGCUAUAACCCUGGGUGCUCCUGCUACCAAUAGAGAAGAUAGAAAAGGGCAGGAGUCACUCAACCAGGCAGCAGGAGUUUCAGGGGAAGUUAUAGAUGAUCAUUCUUCUGGAGACUCAGUAAGAGUUUCCGGGCAAAUGUAUGAUGGCACAUGGCAAUCUUCAGAAGAGGAAGAAUUCAGCCCUAAGAAAUUACAAAAACCAAAUUUGGCUCACCUAAUGAAUGUUUCUCAGCAAUUGAAGAAAAGCUACAAUGAAAAUGAGAAUGAUCAGUCACUAAAAGAAAACAUUCAAGCAGAAUCUCAAAAAGAUAUUAAUCCCAAUAAUCAAGAACCGAGUAAUCCAAAUGAUUCUUCUGUAAGUAACGAGGAGGAAGAAAUUGAUGACGAGAAAGAAGAGGAAGAUGAGGAGGAGGAGGAGGAAGAGGGAGACGAGGAGGAGGAGGAAGAAGACGAGGAAGAGGAGGAUGAAGAAGAGGACGAAGAAGAGGACGAAGAAGAUGAAGAGGGAGAAAUGGAAGAAGAUUUCAGUGAAGAAAGGAAAGAUGAAAAUAUAGAAGUAGAAAGUCAGUGCAAGAUAAAAGAUGAAGAGGAGGAAUCGUUUGAAAAACUAGAAAAGAGAAGAAAUCUUGAGCAUAAUGAACCGGUGCUGGAAGGAAAUCUUUCUAAGAAUAAUUGUGAAAUAGACAAAUUACAAAAUGAAGAAAUGCAAGAAUCAACUGAUGUGCUGAUGCCUUUUAUUGCUGAGCAGUACGAAAAUUCACAUGAAAAAGUGAAGUGUGAACUGCAGGGUCAUUCAUUUGAAAAGGAGAAUAAUAAUGAACUUAAAGAUCAGUUUGAAAAUCUAAAUGAUUUUGAAGAUAAUGAGAGAAAUGACAAAAUUCAAGAUGACAGCCAAAAAGAAUUUCACAGCAGUGUUACAGGUACUACUACUUCAGAGGCUUUUGAGGGAACAGCAUUAGCAGAAGCUGAAGUUUUCUUAAAUAGCCAUCAUAACAAUGGUAUGAAUUCAAAUCUAAGUGAAAGUAUUGAAAAUGAUCAUGGUUCUGACUCAGAGGCAAAGCUUACAGAUAACAAAAUUAAAGAACAGAAUUUCGAGAAUACUGAUUUUGUGUAUUAUCAAAAAAUUGCAGACAAACUAUAUACAGAAAUUAAAGAACUUCAGGAAACAGUAAAUGAAUCACUGCUACACAAAAAUGAAAAUACUGAGGAAGAUCUGAAUGCUGUUCAACAUGAUAUCAGUGAAGAAUCUUCAGAAGAAGAAGAGAAGAAAGAGGAAGAGGGAAAGGACAGUGAAAAUGAAAAUGAGAAAAUUUCAGAUGUUUUGAUUAAAAAAUUGCCUAGUAAUGAAAGUUAUCAAAAUUGGAGUGCUUCACAAGAUGGUGCUAUUAGAAAGGUUACAGAAAUAACAGGCAUGAAUAAAGAAGAAGAGGACAGGGGUGCAGAAUCUCCAUGGGAUUCAGAGUGUACUACUGAAAGCCCCAGAAAGCCAGCUGUCAGUUCCUUGCCAGCAUCUCCUGCCAAAAAUGGGACAUGCAUGCACAGUAUUACAGAAGAGCCAUGGAAUUCAAAGGACAUAAAGCUAGAAACUGCUACCACAAUUCUACAACAUGCUACUUCUUCUCAUCCUUUAAAUCAGACAGAGAGCAAAGAAAAGCAAAGAUCCGAUUUAAUGAGAGAACUUGGUUUAGAUGAUGCAGAUGAUAUUGAAGAUGCAUCUGACUGGGAUUCUACCAGCCUGUCACUUAAGAGUGUUCCUUAUGCUAAAACCUAUGACAUCUUAACAGUGGGAGAACAUAAGUCUCCUUUACAGUUAGCAAAAGCUGCUGAUGUAACUGAAACUCCUGUUCCUUCAAGAGCAGAAUGUGAUGUUCUAACUGUUGUUUCAAAAGGCCAGCAGUGUGAUGAACAAAAUGACAAUGGAGAAGUAGAAGAGGAUGAAAACAAGGAAAAAAGCGUAUUAGAUACACACAACUCCCUAGAAAGAUUGUCACCUGAAACAAAGACUGACAAGGCAAAGAUUCCAUAUGCUUAUGAUGAAAAGAAAAUUGGAGCAGUAACUCACAAUGUGGAACCAGACAAUGAAAGCAGUCAUUUUGAUUCGGCACUCUGGGAAGAAAGAUAUGAAAAAAUGUGGGUUGCAAAUGAAAAAAAGGAAGUCAAAUCUCAUUUUAAGACCAUUACAGCAGAACUAAAGCAGAUGUUUGGUGAAAUCAAUAUAAAUGAGAAAAAAAGUAAGACUGGGGUUGAAGGACAAUUGCAAGAUGGCCCUAAUGGUUUCUCGGAGGAUAUAAAAGAAUCAUCGCCAUCUCAUCUGUCUAAAGCUGCAGUUGGUAUGCCAGAAAAUGAUAGUAGACUGUUACAGCCUAUCAUUGCAGAAAAAGAAAUAAAUACUGGAAACUCAAUUUUAUGCCCUCAAAAUUCUGUUUCUCGAGAACCAUUUUUUGAAAUGUGUGAAAAUAAAAGACAUAAUGUCAAACAAAAUCUGGAAACCAAUGAUGAGGUAUUGCCUAAUAAUGCAGAAGAAAAGGGAACGAAUGUAAAUGAAAAAGAUGAUAAUACAUUUGUACAACUGGAAAAAAGUAUGAAUAGGAAUGCUGUAGCUUCAGAAAAAAAUCCAGAUUAUUCAUCAGUGAAUAGUUGUAGAGACACUUCAAGUACAUUUUGUAAAACACUUGUUUUAAAACACCCAACCAACUACCAAGAGAGCACAAAUGGGGAAAAUGAAGAAUUUCUGCAUUAUUUUAAAAAUGGUGUCAGAAGUUGUAAAUAUUUUGAUACCGAGUCUGGAAACCAAGUGAAAAAGUCUAUACAAACUUGCUGUCAAACAUCAAAACAACAGCUGGAUGAAGAAUUAGAACGUGAUGUUGCAAGAUUUAAGAAUGAGGUAGGAAUGCUGCAGAUAGUGUUCCUGACUUUGGAAAGAGAAAAGGCCCAGCUUCAAAAAGAGGUUGAAGAGGAAAAAAGAAAGCAAGGAUUGGAAGCUGACGGGGAAAAAGAAGCUGCAAAUAUUGGACAAAAGGUGGAUGUAGAAACUGAACAGGAAACAGAGCAGAUGCCUACAAUAAAUGAAAACCAGCAUAUUAGAACAGCAGGACAGAAAAGGACAGAAAUAAGCCAGGUUAUAAACAGGAUUUCCUCACCAGACCGAGAGCGAUUUAUGCAAAUUUCUUAUCAGACGAAAAAUCAUAUUGCCAAAGCGAAGGAAGUAAGAAAAAGUGGAAAUAAAAGACCAAUUUCAAAGCAAAGAGUUGCUCAGGAGAUCACUGGCAGUCUUCAUCAAUUACAGGAUGACAGCAGUUCGAGUGAAGCAUCUCUGGAAGAUAAAAGUCAUGCAGCCAAAUCUGGGAAUGAAAAGAAAAAGAUCCACAGAAGAAUUGGUGUUACACCUUAUUUUGAUGACUUAACUCAGUCUUCAGAUACAGCUGCAGAGGAUAAUGUAUUGUCUGUCACAAAAGAAGCUGUGAUGUUGAUGGAACAACUUAAGUUGGAUAAUAAAGAUUCUGUAAGCAUCCUAAAACUUCAAAAUAUUUUCCGUGAAUAUGAGCGCUUAAUUGAACGUGAAAAGAGACGCUAUACUCAUAUCCGUGAGAAAGUUAAAAAACUUGAGAAUGAGAAAAAAGAGCAGGAGCGAAUACUGGAAGAAAUGAGAGACAUGAAAUCUGUGCUGAAUCAACAGCAACUAAAAUGGGAAAGUGAUAUCAGCAACCUCAAGUUUUCUUUGAAACAAGAGAAUGAAAAGAGAAUGACUGCUGAAAUAUUGUAUGAAAAAAUCCAUGGACAGUCAAGGAAGAAAGAGGAGCAAUACUGUAAACAAAUGGAGGAAAAACAACAACUUGAGUUAAUGCUGAGAAGUUCUGAAAUGGAGCUGAAAACACUAAAAGAUCACCUGAAACAGGUUGAAGAAGAACGCAAUGCUAUACAGCAACAACUCUGCCAAGAACAAAAGGUCAGAUUUCUGCAAGAAGGUAGUUUGAAUAGCCACCUUCGGAGGCACAAAGAGUUAGAAGAAGAAUUGAAAAAAGUAACAACAAUGCAGUUAGAGAUGAGUGAUAAUCAAGACCAAGAAAAGAAACUGUUGCACAAAAAUCAAAUCCUCCAAGAUGAACUUUCUGUAUUAAGAUUAGAGCUUGACCGCAUAAGAAUUCAGCAUCAGGAGCAAGAAAGUAAAUAUUUAGAAGAAAAUGAAGCUUUGAAAGAAAAAAUAGAAGAACUGAAAUUGAAUGAAGAUGCUUUGACUCAAACAGUUUUCCAAUGUAAUGGACAAAUAAAUAUAUCAAAAACAGAGGCUGCAAUGCUAACCACCAAACUAGAACAUAUUAAGGAACAUAAAGAAAGACUAGAAAUGGAAAUCAAUUCAUUCCAUUCUCGUUUGAAUUCUACUGCUCAGGAACUUGAACGGUGCCAGUUAGGAAAAAACGAUGCUGAACGAGUGCUGCAACGAGAGCGGGAUGAGUGGAUUCGUUUAAAGGACAAACUCAAUCAUGAUAUUUGUACUCUAAGAGAAGCUAGCAAUACGAUGUCUCAACAGUUAAGUAAAUCUGAAAGUAAAGCUAAUGGUCUAGAAAAUGAACUCCACCAAGUAACAUACACUCUCAGAGAAAAGAGCUUGCUCUUAGAAAGUUGUCAAAGGGAUUUGAACCAGGCCCAAGGCCAAGUGAAAGAACUUGAAAAUGCACGACAAGCUGAAAAAGAUCAAAUGAACAAAUACAUUGUAAAACACGAUUCUAUGCAGGAACGAUUGGCACAGCUCCAGAGUGAAAAUCUUUUACUUCGACAACAGUUGGAAGAUUUUCAAAAUAAGAGUAUUAUCAAAGAAAAAGUAGUUACUGAUGUCCAAGAUCGAUUCAAUGAUAUUUUUAGUAAACUCAGAAGUGAUACUGAAAAGCAAGUGCAGCUGAUGGAAGAGAGAAAUAAAGAAUUAGUUACAAAAUGUGAUAAUCAAAGAGAACAAGUUCUUAAAUAUGAAGCCGAAAAGGCUGAUAGAGAGGGUAUAAUAAGACAACUACAACAAGAACUUGCAGAUUCUCUUAAAAAGCAGUCCAUGACAGAAGCUUCACUAGAAGUUUCAACACGUUAUCGUAUUGAUUUAGAAGAGGAUAAACAGCAAUGCCAGAAGGAAAUAGAGAGGAUAAAAUCCAAGCUGCAAGAGUCAGAAGAACAGUAUUUUCAGUCAGAAAAAUGUAUACAUAACUUAAAAAAUGCUUUGGAUGCUAAGGAACACGAAGCAAUUGUGGCGGCUCAGAAAUUAAAAGACCUACUGGUGGCAUCAUCAGGUGCAAAUAAUGCCAUAAAACAAUUAGAAGAGCAUGUACAGAGACUUGAAAUAGAAAAUGCCAGAUUGGAAGCAACAACGAACCAACAGGCCAAUAGAAUUGAGAUACUUCAGAAAGAUAUGCACAGUAAUGCCUCUGCUCACAAUAAUCUUGAGGAACUGAUAACUGGUUUGCAAACAGCAAAAAUCAAUUUGGAGGAGCAACUAAGUCAACAGGUACAGAAACAAACUAUGCUCUCAGCAACUGCACAAGAUACUCAUAAUUUGUGGGAAGAGGAGCUAAAGUCAAGAUCAAAACUUGGGCUUCGCCUUUCUGAGCUUGACAGGGAAAAGGCAGAGCUAACAGCUCAGUUGGAGAAUGAAAGGAAAAAAGUGAAGAAGAUAGUAGAGUUAAAACAUUCAGUGGAUAUACGACUAGAUCAAGAAAUGAAGAGAAACAGUGAAUUACAAAAAGAAUGCCAUGGGAUUAGAAAACUUCUGAAAAUAACUAAAAAGAAACUAAAGGAGUAUGACAAUACAGAGAGUUCAUCUCAGUCUAACUUCCAUGGAGACAUAAAAAAGCGAUAUUCAGACAUUGACAUAGAAGUUGAAAAGUUGAGAACAAAGGUAGAUGAACUUUCUCGCAACUUGGAAUCUGAAUCAAAAAGAUGCACUCAGUUGGAAUCUAGAAAUCAUGAAUUACAUGAGCACUUGUCUUCUAUGAAGAUACUUCAUAAAAAUUAUGAGAAAUUGGAGAAAAGCAAACAGCAGCUAGAAGAAGAAGUUGCUAAUCUCAAACACCACAUACAGGGUAAUGCGAUAGACUACAACAAAAUGGAACAAUACAAGAAAGACACUGAAGAGCGAGCUAGACAAGAUGUAAGGCAAAAACUAGAAGAAGUCAAUUUGUUUUUGCAGACACAGGCAGCCUCACAAGAAACCUUGGAACAAAUACGAACCACCAAUUAUUCUUCCUUGAAAAAUCAGCUGGAAAACAGAAUUAGAGAUUUAGAGUCUGAGCUGACAAAACUUAAAAACAGUCAGCAAGACAGUGGGUUACAGAAACACUCAAUACACACAGAACUGGAAAGAUAUAAGGAGCUAUACUCAGAAGAACUAAAAAUGAGAAAGUCUUUAAGAAGCAAAUUGGACCGAUCUAGUGAGAAAUUGGCAGAAGCCAAUGCCAAACUCUUUUAUGAGCGCAACAGGAGCAGAUCUCUACUUGCCAACAGCUUUUUAGGUGGAAGCCUUUCGACAAGCCCUGUCUUGGAAACGGUUCAGUUUGGAAAUCUUGGCUGCAAUUUAGCAUUUACUAGACCUCUUAGUCUUGAAGGAGAAUUCAUGAACCCAACCGGAAGUCCGUUAGCUUCAAAAAACAGAAUGGAGGCUUACUUGGAAAAGAUGCAGAUGGAAUUGGAAAAAAACAUUGCCAAGGAAUUAGACCAAGCAAAUGCAGAACUUGAUACUGGGUCACUUCGAGCUUCCCCAAUAGGAUCAGUUGGUGGAUCUUCAAAAAACCUAAAUGCAGAUCAAGAUCAAGUAUCCAAAGCAACACAACAGUAUCUUGAUGUUUUAAAGAAAAAUUAUAUGAUUUGAACUAACUUUAACUCUUUUAUAUAUUGUAUUUUACUAUGUUAUUUAACUAUUUUAAUUGUUGUAUUAUUUUAUUGUAUUAUGAUAUACUGGUAGUGAUCCUGUCAGUUGUGUAAGCCGCCCUGAGACCCCUCGGGGAGAAGGACGGGGUAGAAAUAUCAGAAAUAAAUAAAUAAAUAAAUUUAAUGAAAACUUGCUAAUGUGGGUUUGCUACAUUACUUUAUAAUGGAGGGAAUGAAACAAAUGUGAAUUUGUAUAUAGUUUGAAGUUAUGUUAUAAACAUAUCAGGCACAUGGCACUUAUAUCUGGAAAAAUAUUGCAUAGCUAAAUAGUAUUUUUUUCUAUUUGUAAUGGAAGCCAUAUUUAUUUUUUUAACAUGUAAGACACUAGCCUUUAUAUCUUGAUAGUAUCUGUUCUGGAUAGUUCAAGUCCUGUCUUGUUAUGUAUUGAUAUAAAAUCCAAGUAUUUUUAUGAAAAGUUUAGCGUAAUUUGGCACUUUGUAUUUUUAAAAUGUGUUUCAGUAUUGACAGGAAGUUUUUGAAAUGCUUCUCUGAUAUAUUUGCUUUGUUCUACCUUCUUCACCCCACUGACUAUGAACUUUUCUGUCCUUUGUAGUUUGGUAAAGGUUAGGAAUAUAUCAUUUUAAGUUCAAUAUUAUUGUUAUGAAUGCAGUCUUUAGGUAUGCCAUUGCUAAGAGACUUGCAGUUUGUAUUUUUAAAAGGUACAUGUAUAUUUAAAUGUAUAUUUAAAUGUACAAUUAUGCAGGUUUUUAAUGUAUGUUUUAAUUUUAUUGUAAUUUUUUAAUUUCGAAAGACUUUUAAAUCUGAUGUAAACUGUUUUUCUGAUGUAUAUGUUUAUAUUGUAAGCCGCCUUGAGUCUCCUGAUAAGUGAGAAGGGCGGGGUAGAAGUGAUGUAAUAAAUAAAUAAAUACAUAAAGUACA